GCUGCUAACCCCGCCUCAAUCGGCACUGGUUCGUUUGUAGCACGUGGUAUUGGCUGCCGCAGUCCCAGUGUUAUUGGGAAAAAUGGCGGCGCGGUGGGGUGUAGAUAGAGAACCGUUCAUCGGUUAUGAUGAGGAUUUGUUUGCCAGCGGCAGCAUGGAUCAGCAGUGUGGCCCCCUAACAGAAGAUGUCUGCGCCAGCCUUCCCGAUCUUGAUUUCAUGCCACUGGACGCUGGAGGCUUUGGCUCAGUGGGUGGACUGCUUGGAUCAUUGCACGGUUGUAUUGAUUCAUCUAUUAUAUCAAUCAUUGAAGACUCCAGCAGUCUGGCUGAGUGUAAAGAUCACUUGGAAGAAGAAACCGAAGUAACAUUACUGACGGCUUUAACAGAGAUCUUGGAUAAUGUUGAUGAUGAAAAUCUCUCGCCUUUUGAUGCACUUCCAGAAUCUGAUUUUUUAGGGUCUUCUAAAGACAAAGAUGGCUCCUCGUUAAGAAAACUAUUGUGUUUGUCUCGGACUCCUCCAGAACGCGAGAUCCCACUUGUAGACCAUCAUGUGGCUUUUAGGACAUGUGCAAGUACAAAGGUUGAAGCCCCAUCCACUGGAAGAUUGAGCAACAGUUUCUCAUGCUCAUUUGAUCGAGCAGUAACAAGGAGACAAAGCUGUGCCAGAGCUUCAAGGAAAAUUCCUGUACUUCAGGUUAUGGAAAUGCCCACCCAGCAGCGCAGUGAUGGAGAGGAAGAGGAAGUUUGUAGCCUUGAACUAAACUCCAGUUCAGAGACUGAAGACAUUGAAUCAGACACUUCUGCGGACUGUGGACAGGCAGCUAGAGGUGAUGAGAUGCCAGCACAAUGUUUACCGUACAUUAUCAUAAACAAAGAAAGAAUUGCUCUGAAUGAAUUGGUUCGAUAUAUUCAUUCCUAUAGUUUGCCUCCUUUGUCUGUGAAGGAGGAUUCUGUUAAAAAGCAAUUUGAACUGACUGGUCCCCUUGUGCAUAAAGUGGAACAUGUACAGGAAGAAGAACAUAAGGUUCCAGAAUGCAACAGCGGUCCUUUGCUUAACCUAAAACAUGUGUCUAGCAUAGAUGCAGUUAACCUGAGCUCUGAUCACAAAAAAAAUGAAAUUAAUUUGGUGCCUACAUCAUUACAGACUACUACCAGUCCUGAAAAGGUCUUUGAAAGGGAAAGUGGAAAUGGUGGCGUCAUUGGAUUGCCUUUAAAGAAAGACUGUGUAUUCCAAAACAGUGGGGAAAUAACUAAACUGAAAAGUCUUGGGAGUUCACAAAGCAGUACAGAGUUGCUCUCAAAUCCACGGACAGCAACUUUGUCAGAGCAAUACCUGCAGGUCAUGCAGUCAAAAGGAGAUGAUGCUUCUAGUAAAAUUGUUGCUGUUUCUGCUUCCUUGCAGGGUGAAUCCCUGCACUCCUCUGAAGGGCAACAAACAGAGAAUGCAAAGCCUUCAGUGGAGUGUGUAAAUAGUGGCAGUUUGUUCAGACCUGAUAAUGUGCACUCUGCAGAAGAGAAUAAAAAUGAAACUGUCAAGGCGAAGCAAGCAUCAGAAAGACGGCCACAAGAAAAUAUACCUACUGAAUAUGAUAAAAGUAGAAAAAAACAGAAGACAAAAGAGCCAGUGAUUGUUGAUAAGCAGGUGGAUGAAAUUUGCUUUGCACAGCCUGAUUGUGGCAUUGAGUCUCUAAGUCCUCCAAACAGGAAUAGUACCAAGGGAUUUCUCCAAGAAGAGGAAUGUUCAGGGUCACUCUCUGUAGCAAACCAGGCAAGCUCAAAUAAUCGAACACUUAAGUCAAGUUUUCUCAAACAUAUAGAAAAAACAGAAAGCAAGAAUAUGGAAGAGAAGGAAUGCAGACCUAGAAAAGAACUGGAAGACGAGGUGGGUACUAUGAAAAGUGGUGGCUCUACCGUGAGUAAAUUUGUGUAUGAAACGCAUAAGCAUACUGAAGGUACAGCAGUAGAACGAGUAACACCGGAGUGUAGAAGUGAUAUUUCAUCUUAUGGUAUACAGGGGUGUGCUACACAGAAAUAUGAUCCAGUAGAGGAAAAACGAAACAAAAGCGCCACAUCUGAGAUGAAGCACACAAAUGAAGGUAAUGAUUUGUCUCCAAAAUCUGUGUGUCCUCAGGUAACCAGUAAUACAGUGAGCUGUAGUUUAAGUGAAGUUCUUUCUGGACCUUUGACAAGUGAUGCAGCACAAUACCUAACCUGCAAGACAACAUCUGCAGUAGAGGUCUCUACUUUUCCAAAAGAGAUUAAGCCGAAAAUGUUAAGCCUUGAACAGUACAGACAACGAAUGCAGCAGAGAAAGCCUGCUGAUGAUGAUAGCAAGAAAGACUGUACCUCUCGGAAGUCAAAGUGGCCUGUAAUUCCAGAGUUGCCAGAUGGCUUAGCAGAAAUUCCUUGCCUAACUGUCCCAAGAAGCAAUGCAAAAAUUGUUCCAACAAAAGUAGUGCAAACUAAAGAUGUGCACAAGUCGCAAAAAUGCUCCGCUGUACCAGAAGAUGGACCCAAGGGUUUAAGGACUGAAGACAAAAGAGGAUCACAGAAGUGUGCAUCCUUAAUAGUCAGCUGUCCAACUACAAUUACAACUAAGCAGGUAAGGCCUGAGGACAAAAAGGGGUCACAGAAGUGUCCAUCUGUAACGGAAAGUGGUGCAGGUCCAACUAAACAGAUAAAAGCUGAUGACAGAAAUGGGUCACCAAAAUGUUUGUCUGUGCCAGAAUGUGGCAUUGUUUCAGCCAAGCAGAUAGGAGCUAAUGAUAAAAUUGGGUCCCAAAAACCAUAUCUGAUAGAUAUGUCUGCACACACAUUUGAACCCGGUGCUGUUCCUUCCUUUGAAACUGGAGUAAGUAGUGCCCAGAUUGUUGCAAAUAUGUUCUGUCAAGUUCCACAAAAACAGUCUAGUGACCUAUUUCAUCAGCCUCCUGAUUCCCACAGCUCAACACCUAUAUCAACUAAUCCAGUACCCUGUGUUCCGAGCAUUCAUCAGAGUGUCCAUUUCCCUGGGCAAGGUGCUCCUGUCCAUCCUGUUGGGUAUGCUUAUCCUUCAUCUGGUACACCUACAGCAGCCUCUUAUUUGACAGCACCUCAAAGUGCACCUCCUUGCAAUGUUCCACCACCUGUUUGGCCUGGCAUUCCACCUCCUGGUUACCAAGGUUUACCUCCACCUACAGUGAAUGCAAAUGCCUAUCCUUACAGUUCAUACCAGUCUACUUCUGUUGCACCUUUGCAAACGCCUUCGUGGCCCUCUGGUGGUCCUAUGAUUUAUGACCCUGGUUUGGGUACAGCUGUUCCCCAGACAGGACAUGCACCAUACACACAACCAUUCUGGCCUAGUGUUCCUAUGCCCUCACAAAAUCCAGUAGACUUUUUCAUGCCCUCUCCACAGAGCAACUUAGUACAGAAAGCAGCUAUCCCUUUUCUAAGUGGACGAGGCCAAAGUUUUGUAAACCCUACUACUGUCUUGGACAGUAAACCUCUGCAUUCUUGCUGGUCUGACAGUGGUGUUAUCGCUCCUGGCAUCUCUACACAGGAACAGGUAUCCAUCCAAAAGAUGCCAGAAAGCACUUCAGUGCUGAAUAAGUCUGUCUCUACUGAAAAGAGAGAGUUGGAGCAGGUUGUUCAGGUUAGAAACCAUGAGUGUUCUACAGAAGUUAAUAACCAGCAUGAACCUAAAGUUUCAUAUUCCUGGAAACACUUUGCCUUUGAUAAGACCAUUGAAACUAAGUCCGGUAUCAAGAAUGAACCAGAAGUCAAGGUGCUGGCUGCUCAAGAAACUGCCUGUGAAGUUCAGGCAGAAAUCCCAACUGUAUCAACAGAAGCUAAAUUGGAUGUUCUGUGCAAGUCAAAAGUGUCUGUGUCAGGUGUUGAGACUAAAACGUUGGAUUCCGUAAAUACUGCUGCUUCCCUGGUUGAAGUGCUGGAAUUUGAAUCUCCUACCAGUAAGCAUCAAAAUACAGAUACUGCAUUUCCCAUUGGGAAUAUAUCAAAUGACCCUUCUGAAUUGGCUACCAGGAAUACCCCAGAAUUGAGAGAUCAUUUGGGAAAAAGCUGCAGUUUGUCAGAGAACCAAGCUGCUCUGACUCAGAAAAUUUCUUCUCAUUCUUUGAUCUCUGAGAAUGUAACUGAUGACCUCAAGUGCCUUGAAGUAAAACUGAAUGAUGAUGCAAAGCAAAGUAGUGCAUUUGUUGCUGUUUCUAAAAUGGAAAAAGGUUUGCUUCUGGAAGGUAAAUCUCUUCCAGGAAAUGUUUCAGGCUCUGUCUCUUCUGGUUCAUCAGAUAGACGUGUGACACUUGUUUUGGACCAGCAUACUUUAAAGAUGUGUCAAACGGUGGAAACUGGUGCCUUAUCUUUGAAACUGCCUAGUCAUGUCCAGCAAGAUCAGACCCAGUUUUCCCCAGAAAAGUGCAAGUCUGUUCGGUCUAGUAAAGCUUACAAGGCAGCAAAUAGAGGCCAAUCCAGUGCAGUAAGAAAAAUGAAUCUUGUUAAAACUCCUGCAGUUGUUCAUGGAGGUAUUGAAGCCACUGAUGUGACUAGCUUAUUGGAGCAGUUUGAGGAGUCUCAAGCUGAAGAACAGAAGCAAGCUCCAAAUCCCGACAGACUUGCUGUAGAAAACUCUGGGUUGGAAGUACAGUCAGAGAAGAAACAUUUGGAUAGAGUGUUGGGUCCAGAGCUUGCCAGCACCGCAGGUUUGACCCCUCCAGCAACUCCUCCUCAUCAGGCUUGGAAGCCCUUGGUUCCAGUCUCCCUCCUUGGAAAGCAGAUGUCCCCCAGCAGAGUUCCGCAAGAAGAAAUGGAAGCCUGUGUCUCCAAGUCCAUCAAAGUUGAGUCCCGGACAUUUGUGCAGGCCACAGAUUUGAAAAGUGCCUCAUCUCCUGAUCUGUCAUUAAAGAACACUGGAUGUCUAGAUGUGCAGGUGGGAUUUGGAGACCAUGACUAUUGUUUACGCAGUAAUCCUAAGGAAGCUACUUCUCAGAGCAGUUCUUUGAGCACAGUAGUCCAAGUGUUGCCUUGGCCUCGACAAUCCCCUCCAGACAAAGGAUCACGCUGGAAUGUUAAACAUUGCCAGGUCAUCACCAUCAAGCCAAUUGGGACUGUUGAUGGCCACACACACAGUGUAAUAGGUGGACAGCAAAGUGCUGAAAGACUGUCUGCUUUUGAUGCUGGCAAACAAAGUACUGAAGUCAUCCCCCAGGCAGAUGGUUGUGUUAGGAAUACAUGCAAAGAUUCCCUGGAUUACAGGACUAGAGAAAGAAACUGUUUUGAUACAUUAGGGGACACUGAUAAUUCUGUCACAUGUUCUGAUAUAUCCUCGUGCAGAAAAGACCCUGAAACAAGUAGAAACCAGAAAAGAUGUACUCCUCCUUCAAAGAGAGCUAUGCGUUGUUACAGGCGACAAAGAACACCAAGCCCUGAGGAGUCCUACAGAAAAAGUCGAAAAUCACGCAGUCCACGCCGUAGACGCAGAACAAGUUCUCACAGUUCUGACUCCUCUCACUCUAGUACAUCAUCUAGUUCAGAAAGGAGCUCAUGUUCUCGAUCUCCACCUGCAAAGAGAAGGAGAAGGCAAAAAAGGUAUCGGUCCAGAAGUUCCGAAUACAGUUCCAGAUCCUUUUCGAGGUCAAGUUCUAGAUCUCGUUCCAGCUUGUCUAGAGAAUCCUAUUCCAGAUCCCGAUCUAGGUCCUGGAGUUUAUCUCGCUCACGUUCGCCAUCUCCAUACAGAAGUAGAGGCAGGAGGCGAGAUUAUAGAAGGUAUGAUGACUAUGGGUCUUGGGACGGCAGCUGCCAGAGGAGCAGAAUACAGCAAAAACAACGUGCAAUAGAAGAGCGAAGAGUCAUAUACAUCGGUAAAAUCCACAAUGGUAUGACUAGAGCUGAGCUGAAAGAACGUUUCUCAGUUUUUGGAGAAAUUGAAGAAUGUACUCUCCAUUUUCGAGAAGAGAGUGAUAACUAUGGAUUUGUGACAUACUUCAACACUAAGGAUGCAUUCAAGGCAAUUGAAAAUGGGCACAAACUUCGUCUGCCUAAUGAACUUGGCUUUGACCUGUGUUUUGGUGGUAGAAGGCAGUUCUGCAAAUCAACUUAUGCAGACCUGGACCGUAAUAGAGAUGAUUUCGAUCCAGUACCCGUUAGAAGCAAAUUUGAUAGCCUUGAUUUUGAUACUUUAUUAAGACAAGCCCAGAGGAGUAUUCGGAGGUAACACAUGGUAGCAGGAAAGGCAUAAAUAUCCAAAGAGAAACAGGAGACUGGCCCUCCUGCUCUUUUUUUUUUGUUUUGUUUUUUGUUUUUUCUUUUGUUUUGUUUUUGUUUUUACUCUGAAGCUGCUGCUGUAAGAUGAAAUCCUAUGGCAAUUUUGUAGGAAAUUUCAAAUGAACUGUAACAAGACAUAUAUAAAUCUUUAAAAAAUAUAUUUAAAGUAUAUGAUGCCUCAAAAGAAGAAAGUCGCAUUGGAUAAAAUCACGUUUUCUGCAGUUCAGAAAUGGAAAAAAAAGGGGAAAAAUUGAAUAAAGAUCAUUAAAUAAUGGUG
Protopterus annectens (West African lungfish) is the source of this 6532-nucleotide messenger RNA. RefSeq names its product PPARG related coactivator 1 (gene PPRC1). Gene Ontology annotation, molecular function: RNA binding; transcription factor binding. Gene Ontology annotation, biological process: positive regulation of transcription by RNA polymerase II. Lineage: Eukaryota; Metazoa; Chordata; Ceratodontiformes; Protopteridae. The transcript has 14 exons. Gene Ontology annotation, cellular component: nucleus. The coding region runs from base 83 to 6205 and encodes 2040 amino acids. The record is from RefSeq and is a predicted model, not a curated record.